AUGGGUCCGCGUCGCAAUAGUUCCGAGCAAAUAAGAUGGCGACUGGUAUUGGGGGCAACUCUCACACUUCUAGCGCUGGUUCCGUUCGUGAGCGGAGCGGUAUUCACCGUUGACCUCGGUUCGGAAUCCAUGAAGGUCGCUGUGGUCAAUCCGCGGCCCGGUCAGAGCCCGAUCUCGAUCGCGAUCAACGAAAUGUCAAAGCGGAAAUCUCCGUCUGUUGUGGCGAUAUCCAACGGCGAUAGGCUCCUGUCAGAAGAAGCCGUUGGAAUCGCCGCUAGGUAUCCCGAUCGCGUGUACACACGAGCGAGGGACAUGGUUGGCCUUCCAGUAGAUGAGGUAAAAGAGCUGCUAAAAAGCAGCUAUCUUCCGUACGAUGUCGUCGGAGGGGAUGGGAGGCCGGAAGAAGAAACGGAAGACGACUCAAUGGAGUCGGAAGUCAUCAGCGAGGUGACGUCAGAGACGGAAGGCGACGCGGCUUCGGAGCAUUCGUCAGGCAAGGACAAGGCGAAGAAAUUGAAGCGGAAGCGUCCCGUGAGGAUUCGAACCCACGACGGCUCGACGGAGUACUCCGCUGAAGAGCUGCUCGCGAUGCAGCUGGGCUACGCUAGGGAACUCGCGGAAGCCCACGGGAAAACCGGGAUUGUGGACGCUGUCGUUAGCGUUCCCGCGUACUUCUCCCAGAGCCAGAGGCAGUCGAUUAUUGACGCUGGCGCUCUGGUCGGCGUGAAUGUGAUGGCGUUAAUUCAGGAGCAUGCUGGGGUUGCGCUGCAGUACGGCAUGGAUAAGGACUUCAGCAAUGGCAGCAGACACGUGGUUAUCUUUGACAUGGGUGCCACGUCGACGUAUGCGGCCGUGAUUUAUUACUCGGCUUACGCGUCGAAGGAGCGCGGGAAGAGCAUCACUGUGAACCAGUUUCAGGUCAAAUCCGUGAGAUGGAACGCGGACCUGGGAGGGCAGACACUCGAGGCACGGCUGCUGGAGCAUUUCGUGGACGAGUUCAACGCGAAGCACAGCGGCGUGGACAUCCGCACGUCGCCCAAGGCCAUUGCGAAGUUGAAGAAGCAGGUGAAGCGCACCAAGGAGAUCCUCAGCGCCAACUCCGAAGCCCCCAUCUCCGUGGAGUCGCUCUAUGACGACCAUGACUUCAGGUCGUCCAUCACAAGGGAGAAGUUUGAGGAGUUGUGCGCGGACGUGUGGCCUCAAGUGGUGGCACCGCUGCAGGCAGCGAUAGCAGACGCCAACAUCACCAUGGACGACGUGUAUGCUGUGGAGCUCGUGGGGGGAGCCACACGCGUGCCUAAAGUGCAGUCUGUGCUGAUGGAGGCACUGGGUGGUAACCGCACGUUGGACCGUCACCUGGAUGCUGACGAGGCACUCGCUCUGGGCGCGUCCCUGCUGGCGGCGAACCUGAGCGACGGAUUCAAGCUCAACCGUCGGAUCGGCAUGAUCGACGGGCUGCCGUUUGCUGUCAAGUACCGGGUGGAGCCGGUGCCUGUGGAUGGAGGUGCUGGGAGUGAUGAUGGGAGUGACGGUGGGGAGGGGGAGGCUGCAGAUGCAUCAGAGGGGCCUGUGGUGGAGGAAAUGUUGUUUCCUCGAUUAAAGAAGAUGCCCAUUAAGAUCAUCCGGUCGCUGAAGGAGCAAACAAGUGACUUCACUCUCUCGUUCCUCUAUGACGAGGAGCAGGGCCUGCCCCCCCGGUGGCCCAAGGGCGCCCCCAUCUCCACUCUGCACGUGUCUGGCGUGGCCAAGGGCAUUGCCAAGUACUCGGGGUACAACCUCACGCACCCCAUCAAGGCGAGUCUGCACUUCCACCUCACCCGCAGCGGCACGGUGGGGCUGGAGAAGGCAGAGCUCGUUGUUGACUUCUCUGAGUGGAUUGAGGUGCCUGUCAUCCCUCCCCCUUCCGCUGCCAACGCCACUGCCAACGCCACAGCCAAUGCAACUGCGAAUGCCACAGCUGCCAACGGAACUGUUGACGGCGCUGCGGGUAGUAAUGCUACAAGUGAUGGUGCUGCUGGUGAGGAUGGGUCAGAGGCAGCUGCUGCAGAGAAGGAUGCUUCAGCAGGAGAUGGCAGCAGUUACGCUGGGAGCGAGGGUGCAGGAGAAAAGGGAGAGGCGGAGAAGGGUGGAGAGGAGGUGGGGAAAGACGGGGAGAAGAAGGGGGAGAAGGAAGGGGAGAAGGAGGCGGAGGUGCCUAAAGUGCAGAUGAGGAAGAAGCUGAGGAAGAGGACGAUUAGAGUGCCUCUGCAGGUGUCUGAUGUGACUGAGGGGUUCCAGCGCAUGAUGACAGACGAGGAGAUGACAGAUGCCGAAAUCCGAUUGGACAAGCUGAAGAAGAGGGACGAGGAGAAGCGCGCUGUUGCUGAGGCGAAGAACACUCUAGAGGCGUAUAUCUACUCUAUGAAGGACAAGAUGGAGUCAGAGGAGGAUCUGAUCAAAGUCACCACGGAGCAGCAGCGCGACUCCUUCCGCACCCAGCUUGUUGAUGCGGAGGACUGGCUGUACAUGGAUGGGGAGAACGCCAAGGCAGCAGAGUUCAAGGCCAAACUAGCUGAUCUGAAGAAAACUGGAGAUGCCUUCAUGUUCCGCAAAAAUGAGCUGACUGCUCGCCCUGCUGCUGUUGGUGUUGGCCGCUCCUUUGCCGACUCCACAUAUGAUCUACUGGAGUCGUGGAAAACCGAGAAGCCAUGGCUGAAUGCCACCACUGACAUUGACCCGGUUUUGGCUGACGUGGAGAACUUUAUCAAGUGGCUUGACGAGAAGACCGCAGCUCAGGCCAAAAAGAAGGCUCAUGAGGAUCCAGCCUUUUCUUCCAAGGAGGUCUACAGCAGAGUCGACACCAUUGAAGCCAAGAAUUCUCAAAACACCCUGCGCACUCCCACUACCUGUCAUCACUGCACAUCCCUCGUUUCCUGA
Molecule: messenger RNA, 2916 nt
Organism: Closterium sp. Yama58-4
Lineage: Eukaryota; Viridiplantae; Streptophyta; Zygnematophyceae; Desmidiales; Closteriaceae
Source: the annotation of a GenBank genome assembly